AUGAGUACUACGACAUACUAUUCACUGUACAUGCAAUUGUGUCAUGUAACUGAAGAGGUGUUGAAAAAACAGCUUCGACAAUUUGUGACUCGAAAUCCAGAAAAACAAGAAUUUCCAGUGCUGGACUUUGUGCUAGAGGAAAUUACAAUACCUGACGAAGUAUUCAAUUGGAUUACCAAUGCCCACAGUUGCCAUCCCCACGUGCUUUCCAGUGUAAUAACAAAAAAGAAACAUCUAGAUUGGGUGGUACAGGAAACACUGCAAAGUUUAAAAGAGAGAGAUUAUGAGGUUUUAAGCAUCAAAGAAUUUGGAGACCUACUGGAUAAUAUGCCCUACACACCAUCAGCAUAUGAACAAUAUUAUUUAUGUAAGUUGUUAUCUGAUAGUAACUAUGAAGAUGUAGAUAAACCGCAUCCUGUAGAAAAUAUUACGAAGAGGUAUAAAGACAUUGUAUCACAUAUCGAUGAAAGCAUCUGUAAAAUCGCAUAUCUAGCUGAUUGUGUAUCACUAGAACGUUUAAUCGAUAUUAUACAGCAGCAUGAUAUUAAAUUUGUAUUUGAUGUAGAAAAUAAGAUGAGACAUUAUACUGUAUUGAAAUGGAUAAAGAAAAAUAUAGCCAAGGGUAACAUUGGAGAUGAAACCCUCGGAUGGACCUCUGGACCCUGUAGUGUGAAAUGGCCAUCCACCAAAUUCGAAGAUUAUGUAGCAUGUUUAAAGAUCUUGUGUGAUUUAUCCAAAACGUAA
Acanthoscelides obtectus is the source of this 744-nucleotide messenger RNA. The record is from the annotation of a GenBank genome assembly. NCBI's taxonomy places the organism in Eukaryota, Metazoa, Arthropoda, Insecta, Coleoptera, Chrysomelidae.